Molecule: messenger RNA, 857 nt
Organism: Corylus avellana
Lineage: Eukaryota; Viridiplantae; Streptophyta; Magnoliopsida; Fagales; Betulaceae
Product: FCS-Like Zinc finger 17
Source: RefSeq, a predicted model, not a curated record
UCAUAUUCCCCUCUCUCUCUCUCUCUCUCUGUGCACCAAGAUGCUUCCAAGGUUCAAGAGCCCCUUCAGAUUGGAAGAUAGCUAUGGAGGCCAUGCGUGCUCAGAAAAGAAGUCAUUAGCUGUUGGGUUGCGAAUCCUUGUACAGAUUUCACAUGGUGAAUCCAACAUCCUUGUGAAAUCCGCGUUGAGGAGCUGCAAGCCCUCCUCUCAGACCAAACCCCUUGAAUAUUCUUGCUUUCUGAAAACAUGUCAAUUAUGCAACAAGAAAUUAUGCCCCGAUAAAGAUGUGUACAUGUACAGGGGAGACCAAGGCUUUUGCAGUAUAGAGUGCCGGAGCCGACAGAUUGCUUUGGAUGAAAUGAGAGAACUAGAAACUUCCACCAAGAAAAUGGUGGCAUCUUAUAGGCAUCGCUGCAACAUCGGCCCAAGUGAGACUCAGAUCCUCCUAGAAGAACUCCAACAGAGGCGCGAGCACAGGUCUAUCCGUUGCCAACGAAAUUGGGCGAUAGUGUCAUAGAUUCAUAAAUACAAGUCGGGUUGAGCUUUAUACGAGGCAGGCUCACGAGCUUCUAUCGAAGUUUGUCGAGCCCGACGGAUUGUCGAACGGAUUUAUUUAUUUACUCCCCUAAUACUUUAUAAUCCAUACACCCUUCUAUUACUAUUUAACUUCAGGUUUAGAUCCGAAGCUAAUAAGUAUGAUGAAGAUGAUCGGUGGGAACAGAAAAGUUUUUAGGAGUAGGGAUUUGUGUCGCAUGUGUUUUGCUGUUUCUGUGAGUGUAAAAAACAGCUAUUUUCGACCGAAAAGAAGCGGUACUUUUGUUUCCAAUUCGAUUGUAAGAUAAUUAUGACUUAUCCUU